CAGCAGGCGGCGCCACCGCGGCGUUAAUUCAAAGACAACAGCGAGCCGGUUUGAACUCGCCGUCUGACAUUCAGCGGUAGCUUGCAACUCUAUCUCUCCAUCCUGCUGCUGUUUUGGUGGCCAUCCGGAAGAGAUCCUAUUUCUUUAACAACAGAUCCGGACAUCAGACUGAAUGCAAUUUCAUAGUGAAGCAAACAUCAGGAGGCAGGUUUAGACCUGCCAGUGUUCAGAGCUCCUGCCAGAGUGAACUGAAGUGGAGGCUUCAGAGUUCUGAGACGGGUCACAGGGCAGUCUAUAGAUGUCAGGCCAAGUCAGGUCUGCCAGUCACGCAGACUGCCAGGUCACGGAGGAAUGCCCCGUUCCAGCCGACGUGGAGCUAAUGGAGCUGGGUCCCCUGCUGAAGGAAAACAGCCCCAUAGGAGCCAAAGGUGUCCAGUCAGAGGCAAGCCAUGGAGCAAACAGUCUUGCUGAUGAAGAGGAGGAUGAAGAAGUUGGAGAAGUUCUGACGCUACCACUGCAGGCUCACCAUGCAAUGGAGAAGAUGGAGGAGUUUGUGCAUAAGGUCUGGGAGGGCCGCUGGAGGGUCAUUCCCUUUCAUGUCCUGCCGGAGUGGCUAAAAGACAAUGACUACCUCCUACAUGGUCAUCGGCCUCCCAUGCCAUCAUUUCGUGCCUGCUUUGGGAGCAUUUUUAGGAUCCACACAGAGACCGGGAAUAUCUGGACUCAUUUGUUGGGAUUAAUCUUAUUCUUGUGCCUGGGCACACUUACCAUGCUAAGACCCAAUAUGUACUUCAUGGCCCCGUUGCAGGAGAAGGUGGUGUUCGGGAUGUUCUUCUUGGGUGCAGUGCUGUGCCUCAGCUUCUCUUGGCUUUUUCACACGGUCUACUGCCAUUCUGAGAAAGUCUCUCGCACUUUCUCCAAACUAGACUACUCUGGCAUUGCUUUGCUGAUCAUGGGCUCUUUUGUACCCUGGCUUUACUACUCCUUCUACUGCUCUCCUCAGCCACGUCUCAUCUACCUCACAAUCGUCUGUGUGUUGGGCAUUGCAGCUAUUAUCGUUGCCCAGUGGGACCGUUUCUCCACUCCCCGGCACAGACCCACCAGAGCAGGAGUUUUUAUGGGUCUUGGACUGAGCGGGAUCAUCCCCACCAUGCAUUUCACCAUUGAGGAGGGUUUCGUCAAGGCCACUACUGUUGGACAGAUGGGCUGGUUCUAUUUAAUGGGUGCUAUGUACAUCACAGGUGCUGGGCUGUAUGCUGCACGAAUCCCAGAGCGCUAUUUCCCGGGCAAAUGCGAUAUUUGGUUUCACUCACACCAGAUAUUUCAUGUGCUGGUGGUGGCAGCGGCCUUCAUUCAUUUCUAUGGCGUGUCCAACCUGCAGGAGUUCCGCUAUGGACUUGAGGGAGGCUGCACUGAUGACACUCUCCUCUGAGAGCUCUGCAAACAUCCCUUUUCAAUUAGGAUUUUUAGUGCACACAUUUCUACUCAUUCCUUGAUUUUGUUUUAAUUUCCCUUUGAGUUUUUUCCCUGAUUGUUUUGACUUAUAUUAUUUUUUUCCUGUUACAUAGAGUCCAUGACUUUUCAUUUGAUGAAAGUGUUUGUGUGGUUAAAGGGUUAAAGGGCACUGAAAAAGUAUCCAAUAGCUGGAACAUGAUGACUCUUGUUAUCAUCAAACUUUAAUUUGAGCACAAUCUCAUGGGAUUUGGACUUGUUUCUUUUGUAGUGAAAAGCACUUUCCCUGAGCUGUAGACUUUCCCCUUCAGAAUAUAAUGCAUCUAAGUUUUGCUUAUUGUAAACCAACAAUUCUUGGCAUCAUUUGAUGCACACCCAAAAAAAUUGCCCAAACUUUGAUGAAAAGAGCAAUGUGUUUGACUGGAAACUGCACAAGGGGCAAAUAAGGGUUUGAGGGGUUUAGGUAAAACCUACCAGCUUGGAAAAUACUUCUAGGUCAAAAUAAAAACACACAUACAGGUCAACUAUCGCACCUUACAGCACAGAUAUCAAAUAUCAUUGUUAUUAAAGCUUCUGCAUGGAUAUAUCUGUGCAGCCUGUAAAGUAUAAACUUUCCUGUAAAGUAUAAGAAUAUUCCUGUGCCUUAGGCCACUGGAAAUAGGUUUAAAAUAGAUGGGCCAAAACUACAGUGUAGUAAAUUUCAUUAGUUUCAAGCAUAGCUAGUUAAUUUACUUAAGCAAGCUAUCCAAUCAUAUAAACCAAUAAAAAAGUUUGACCUUUAUUGAUGAACUUUCUCAAACUGCUGUUUGAAAAAAGUAGUGUUGGAUCCUUUUUAACUAAAGCUUACUGUGUGGCUUUACCACAGAGACUAACCUAUCCAUAUAUCCAUGUGUUAUGUGUAGAGGUGGUAAGUCAUUUACAUUUACCUGAAAUGUGAAUGUUUAAAUAAAUAUUUAUGGAUCCUA
Carassius gibelio (silver crucian carp) is the source of this 2417-nucleotide messenger RNA. Its product is annotated as adiponectin receptor protein 1-like. The record is from RefSeq and is a predicted model, not a curated record. Lineage: Eukaryota; Metazoa; Chordata; Actinopteri; Cypriniformes; Cyprinidae. Gene Ontology annotation, biological process: adiponectin-activated signaling pathway. The transcript is spliced from 9 exons. The coding region runs from base 299 to 1432 and encodes 377 amino acids. Gene Ontology annotation, cellular component: plasma membrane. Gene Ontology annotation, molecular function: signaling receptor activity.